Molecule: messenger RNA, 2794 nt
Organism: Apus apus (common swift)
Lineage: Eukaryota; Metazoa; Chordata; Aves; Apodiformes; Apodidae
Gene: GDPGP1
Product: GDP-D-glucose phosphorylase 1
Exons: 1
Coding region: 8-1150 (380 amino acids)
Biological process (GO): glucose metabolic process
Cellular component (GO): cytoplasm
Molecular function (GO): GDP-D-glucose phosphorylase activity
Source: RefSeq, a predicted model, not a curated record
UCCCGCCAUGGCGGCGGCAGGCGAGGCCCCGCGCCCCGAGGAGCUGCUCUACGGGGAGCAGGAGCUCGUUCCCGAGGCCGCGGGCUGGGGGCACGAACCGGGCUCCAUGCUCUCCCGCUUCGACCAGGCGCUGCUGGCCGGCUGGAGCGACCGGAUGGAGCGGGGCCUGUUCCGGUACCGGUUGGGCGCGCUGCCCACCCGCCUGCUGCCCGGCCCCAUGGGGCUGGUGGCCCAGCUGAACGCCCAGCGCGGCACCCAGCGCCGCCCGCCGCAGCCGGUCUGCAGCCUCCGCCAGCCCUUCAACCCUCAGGACUUCAACUUCACCCGCAUCCACCCCGACGAGGUGCUGUUCUGCCUGCGCCGGGCCGGGGAUGGCUGCCAUGCGGCCCCCGACCCGCUGCUGGUGGCCAUCAACGCCAGCCCGCUGGAGCGGGGACACGUCCUGCUGCUGCCGGAGCCGGCGCGGGGGCUGCCGCAGGCUCUCACCGCUGCGGGGCUGCGCGGGGCGCUGGAGGCCCUGCUGCUCAGCACCCACCCUGGCUUCCGUGUGGGCUUCAACGGGCUGGGGGGCUACGCCUCUGUCAACCACCUGCACUUCCACGGCCUCUACCUGCCCCGGCCGCUGCUGGUGGAGUCGGUGCCCGCCCAGCCCCUGUGCCCGCCGCACUGCUUCAGCCUCCUGCGCGACGUCCCGGCACCCGCCUUCCUCUUCUACGCCGCCGGCCCCGCCGAGCUGGAGGCGCUGGCCCGGGACAUGUGCCGGGCGGCAGAGCACGUGGCCGAGGCUGGCCUGGCUUGCAACCUCUUCGCCACACGGGGGGACCCGCCGGCGGGGCCCGGGGGCAGGCGGGGGCUGCGGGUGCUGCUGUGGGCACGGAGGCCCAGCUUCGGCGCCAAGGCGAGCACGGCCUUUAACGUGGCGCUCUGCGAGCUGGCCGGCUACCUGCCGCUCCCCUCGGAGCCGCUGUACCGGGAGAUGACGGAGGCCGAGGCGCUGCGCAACAUCUGCGAGCCGCUGCUGCCGGAGCCGGAGCUGCUGCGGCUGGGCCGGGCCCUGGCGCGGCUGCUGGUGCCCGAGGGCGCCGCUCCCGCCGCUGCCCGACAGGGGGCGCCGCGCGGCGCGGGGGCCGCGCAGCUGCUGCCCACGUGAGCGCCCCGGCCGCUCUGGCCCCGCCCCCCGGCCGCGUCGCCAUGGCAACGGCGUGGCCCCCGGCGGCGGGCGCGAUGGCGGCGGGCGGCGGCGCGGGGGUGGCGGUCCCGGGGACCCCCCCGGGGCCUCCCCCAGGCCAGCCCCCCGCCCCCGAGCCGCGGAAGAGGCGGAGGAAGCGCAGGUGGGCGGUGGGCCCUGGGCGGCCGAGCAGGCGUAGCCCCCGGCAGGGCCCGCAGCGCGGGGAGCGCGGCCGGGCCCUCUGCUCCUCAGCCCCAGCAGCUUCCCAGAGCCCCCGUGAACUAGACAAUAAACGCUCCUUUCCUCCAGUCGUCCCAGUAAUACCCAGCGUGAUGUGUCCCGGGCCGGGCCCACGCUCAGAGCCCCUCCCACCCCGUGCUGAGCCCGUGGUGGCUCCAGGUCAGAUUUGCCCGUUAGCUCCGUGACACGUUGUCUCCCACCUGCCCUGGACAGUCCCGGCCGCCCACUGAGCGGCUGUUCUGUGGUCUCUCUCAAUUCCAGUGCCCCUUCCAUCAACCUGACCACCUGCAAGUACGAGAGCGGUAAGUCCGGGGCGCUGCAGGGUGUCCCUUCCCCCGCCCGCAGCCGGGGAGGAGUGCCGGUACCAAUCCCCCCUGCACGGCCCCUUUCCUCUCCUCCUCUUACAAACUUAUAGGUUGGGAGUGACGGGGACCCUGUGAAAAGUAGGGGGUUUGUCACCCUUGUCGCUGAGGUCCCCUCUGGUUUAACGGGGCAGUGGGUGCACUACAGCAGCGCCAGCCCUUGCCCCCCUGAGCCUGCAUUGCCCGUGCACCUAAAACAGGGGAGAAGGGGUUAGUUAGGGGUGGUGGCAGCACACAGGUACCUGUGCUUGGGAGGCUGAGGCGAGGGCUUGCAGCUGCUCAACAGGCAGGAUCAUUCCUGGAACCUCUCCCUGUGCUGUCUGUCUCCAGUGAGAUACUCCAGGGAGCUGAUCCCCUCUCCUGUUCUGCUCCUCUUUGCUGCCACAAGCUGGAUCUUAACAGACUCCUGGCACUUGGUGGAUGUUAUUAGCCAACAUGCUAAAGACUAUUCUAGCAGUGCAGCCGUGUUGAAGGUCCCGGCCUGGUUGGCUGAGCAAGGAAUGCAGAUUUUACCCAGAGGGACAGGCACUGUGUGUUUCCUGCUCGGGGGUUUGGUGCCGGGGGCAGAUGGGAAUCCUGCCAGGAGCUGGCAUGGCACCACAGGAACCACUUCACAGCAGCUCCUCCUGUGCAUGGGCCUCCAUCCCCUCCCCAGCCCAAAUUCAGAGCUGGCACUAAUGAGCCAUCCCAGCAGCAACCUCCUGCUCCCGUUCUUGCUUAUGUGUGUUCUGCUGCCAAAUGACUUUUGAUUCCGAAGAUGACACUUGUACCUUCAGAAGAUUUGAAUCUGCCUGUGUGGGGUCUGACCCAUGGGGGAUUCCAGCCUGCUGAAGCUCAGGGGGGUGCUCUGGCACCCCAAGGUGUGUGAAGUUGUGGGGCUGGUAGCUCCCAGUACACCUGAGGCUAGUUUAACCAGGUAGAGCUUCUGUUUCUGACACCUCCUGAAGGUCCCUCCAACACCACGUGUCUCUGGGAGGCAAACUGCAGCCUGGGGAGCUUUGUCCCGCCCUCUGUCCCUGCUCCC